Truncatella angustata is the source of this 1341-nucleotide messenger RNA. RefSeq names its product glycoside hydrolase family 5 protein. NCBI's taxonomy places the organism in Eukaryota, Fungi, Ascomycota, Sordariomycetes, Amphisphaeriales, Sporocadaceae. Gene Ontology annotation, biological process: sphingolipid metabolic process. Gene Ontology annotation, molecular function: glucosylceramidase activity. The transcript has 2 exons. The coding region runs from base 1 to 1341 and encodes 446 amino acids. The record is from RefSeq and is a predicted model, not a curated record.
AUGCCCGUUCGGGCUCAGACAGCCAUCACUGUGUCCAUGACCGUGUCAUAUCAGGAGAUCCAUGGCUUCGGUUUCUCCCAGGCGUUCGGUAGGGCUUCAGAAUUCCAAGACCUCAGCGACACAACUAUUCAGAAGGCGGCUCUGGACUACCUCUUCAACACCUCGACCGGUGCCGGAUUUUCGAUCAUUCGGAACCGCAUUGGCUCGGGCGGAAGCGGCGACAGUAUUGAGCCUAACAGCCCUGGCUCGCCCAACAGCACGCCAACUUAUGUCUGGGAUGGUGAUGACAGAGGCCAGGUCUGGUUUUCGCAGCAAGCCAAGAGCUAUGGGGUGGACUACAUAUACGCAGACGCCUGGAGCGCACCGGGCUUUAUGAAGACCAGCGGUAACGAAUCAACACCUGGCUACCUAUGCGGAUCUUCCGGCCACGCCUGCUCUACAGGAGAUUGGAGACAAGCCUACGCCAACUUUUUGGUGAAAUAUGUAGAGUACUACAAUGCCGAGGGACUACCCAUCACACAGCUUGGCUUCCUGAAUGAGCCCGACUACGAGGUUUCGUACUCUCAGAUGCAGAUCAACGAUGACGCCAGCGACGCCAUUGACUUCAUUCGUGUUCUUAACAAGACUCUCGUCAAUGCAGGACACACGGACGUCGGCAUCGCCUGCUGCGACACUUUCGGAUGGAAAAACAUGGCUACGUACCUCAACUACCUGGUGUCUGGUGGUGCCACAUCCCACCUGAGAGUUAUCACGGCGCACAGCUACUCGUCUGAUGCAACCACAAGCCUGAAUGCGACCUCGCUGCCCAGGUGGAAUACGGAAGGCGCACCGAGCGGCGCGUUCAGUACCACGUGGUACAGCUCGGGUGCCGCCACCGAGGGCUUCACAUGGGCCAACAAGCUCGCUGUCGCCAUAGUCAAUGCCCAGUUGUCUGCAUACCUUUUCUGGGAGGGCUUUGAGAACGGGCAGACCCAGUCAGCGUCCCACCUAGUGGACGUGGUCAACGGCGUCGCAACGCCCAGCGCCAUCAUGUGGGCGUUCGCCAUGUGGAGUCGAUACAUCCGGCCGGGUGCCAUCCGUGUUGCCACGUCGGGUACCAUCAGCAACGUCAUCAUCGGAGCCUUCAAAAACACUGAUAGCAGUGUUGUCGUCGUCUUCACCAACGGUGGCACCUCCGCCGCCUCGGCCGAGCUGUCCUUCUCCGGCUUCACCCCAAAGGCCGCAUCCGCUUGGGCUACUAACCAGAGCAGCACCUUCGCCUCAUCCAGCGCCACGCUGGCCAAUAGCAAGGUCACCGUCUCCGUCCCAGCCCACGGCGUGGUCACCGUCAAGAUGAUAUAG